Messenger RNA from Temnothorax curvispinosus, 3271 nucleotides. It is a transcript of the gene meng, whose product is annotated as serine/threonine-protein kinase SBK1. Gene Ontology annotation, molecular function: protein serine/threonine kinase activity; ATP binding. Gene Ontology annotation, biological process: peptidyl-threonine phosphorylation; peptidyl-serine phosphorylation. NCBI's taxonomy places the organism in Eukaryota, Metazoa, Arthropoda, Insecta, Hymenoptera, Formicidae. The transcript is spliced from 2 exons. Bases 362 to 1528 code for a protein of 388 amino acids. The record is from RefSeq and is a predicted model, not a curated record.
ACCACGGGAAAUGUGACCGAGCGUCGUCGUAUCGAUACCUCGUCACCGGAGUCUCUAUUUCUGUGCCGUGUCUCUCAAGUGACACCUGCUCCGAAAGCGAAAUUGUCAGAGGGACACAGUUGACAUAAUUCCUAACGCGCGCUGAUUGGAUUCGGCGUCUGUGAUACUUGUGAGCAGCCGACAUACGCGUGUCAGAACAUCAUCGCGAUAUGAGGAUGUAUAAACGAGGACACGCUAAUCGGAAUUUAGUCGAACAAGAGUGAUUUAUACGCGUAUUUAUCGAUAUAUAUAUAUAAUACAUUGAACACAGUGUACCCAGAGUGAAGUGACGUUUCUGUCGAUUGUCAAACGAAUUUGCGUGAUGAAGCUACACGAGAAGAAAGAAUCAGGUAUCCACAGAGUGCAAGAAGUGCCUCUCGAGGAACUGGACUUAUCGAAGGAGUACAAUGUGGAGAAGACUCUAGGCGAGGGUAGUUUCGCGAAAGUUCUAUUGGCGACGCACAGGGCUACCCAGACGAGGGUGGUCCUGAAAGCGGUUCAUCAAGAACUUACGUCGGAAAAGGAUUUCUUCCGAGAAUUCCACUACUCGUACCACCUGAGCCCGCACCCCAAUAUACUCUGCUCGUACGCCGUCGCCUUUAAAGCAGAGAAAUGUUUCGUCUUCGCGCAGGAGUACGCGUCUUACGGCGAUCUCGCCGGCAACGUGAAAGCCGGCGGGCUCAGCGAGGACGCCUGUAAGAGAAUCGCUGGUCAGCUUGCCUCGGCCCUCGACUUCAUCCACUCGAAACAACUGGCCCAUCGCGACAUCAAGCUGGAGAACGUGCUGGUGUUCGCGCAGGAUAUGAGCAAGGUGAAGCUAUGCGAUUUCGGCUGCACGAGGCGUGAGGGCACCCUCGUGAAUAAAAUCCGUUGCACCUGGGUGCCGUUCCAACCGCCCGAGAUUCACGAGAUCAUCAAGAACGAGAGGUACGCUUGCAAGAGGAGCUCGGACUGCUGGCAAUUCGGCAUUGUCCUCUUCGUUUGCCUGACCGGCAACCCGCCGUGGCAGAGCGCCGACCUGAUCCAAGACCCAGACUACUCGGCCUUUCAACGAUGGCUGAAGCGACGUACCACCAAAAUCCCACCGACUUUCCGUCGCUUCACUCCUAGGCUACUCCGAUACUUUAGGCGAGCAUUUGAACACAAGCCGGAGAAGAGGCCGCACGUGACCGAGAUCAACAAGUAUCUAAAGGACUCGUGGUGCGUCAGUAAGAUCAGCCACAGCGCGACGUCGACGUCGGUCGAUGUCAGCGAGAGCCUCGCCAGGCGAGGCGACAGUCUGCUCUAUCUCGACACCAUCUUGGACGAUCGGCACAACGUGGACGAGAACAAGAACAAGCUGAGGAAGUUGCUCAACAGUUACGGCCUGGAGACUACGGUGGACCAGAAAGUCGUCACCAAGAGGAUAUGGGAGUGGGUGAUGCAGUGCGAUUCUAACGUGGACACAGAGGCGGGUCUGAUCGGUAGCUUCAGCACGGAGGACAUGUGAGAGAUAGUGAGAACUUGCAGCGAGCCGUGCCUUCGGGUCACCCAGGAAGAACCAACUAAGUUCCGAAUGGGCAGCUUCUACAUGCCGACCUCGUUCAGAUGUGCCAAAUAAUCAGCUGGAGCUACCUAGCCGAGAGACACUUCCCGGAAAAUUCGUUCGAAGAGUGUUCCGCAAGAAAAGCGAGACACGACUCUGUUCCAGCGACAUUUCCAGAGUGUCGAAAUCUAAUCACAGGCGGACCAAUUAUUGAUGAACUUCCUUAAUUAGUAAGAAUAAAGAUCGCAAAAAAAUUCGAAAGACAAUGAUAUUUACAUUGAUCGGUGUUGAAAACGAUAAGUCACAAUUAAUAUUCCCAAAAAGUUUAAUAUACAAAGGAUGUCAUCAAGAUGUUAAAAAGACAUUUUAGUCUCUCAAGCAUCUUCAUAUUUAGAAUUUUAUGUUGCUUUGGAAAUUUCGAAAUAAAAGUGAAAUAUAUCUCUUGAUCAUAAGAUGCUCUAGCAGUUAAGUGUAAAUGUGAUAUACAAUUAUUUAAAUAGAAAGAAAGAGAGAGAGAGAGAGAGAGAGAGAGAGAGAGAGAGAGAGAGAGAAAGAGAAUUUGUGAAAGAAUGGUGAUAAGCUGAUAAUUAGCUUGAUGUACUAACUAUAGAGACAAUAAUGCAGGUGCAUAUGAUUUUUGCGUUAAUCAGUUGUCCUGGUAAACUGAUGGUCUUAGUGAUGCCUUAUGCCUCGCGAUUAGGCGUGAGGUUAGACAGCCAUUUAAAAAUAUUUUGUAUAUUCAACUUUGAAAUCUGUUUCUGUUUAUAUUACUUAGUGAUAUAUAAUCUCUAAUCUUUGUUAGGCAAGAAAUAAGAAAGCAAGAAGACUGUAUAAUCCAGGGAUUCCCAGACCAGAGAUCGUAACUCCAAACGUAGCAUAAUUUGUAAAAACAUUUUCGGAAACAAUCCACUCUUAUUCCAUAAUAACCAGCAGAUGGGGACAAUCGGAUUUUAAUUGCUACGUAAACUGAGAGAAAUCGCUUUAUCUUUUAAAAUGUUUAUCACAAUAUAAAAGUUCAAUAAUAAUUCGCGUCGAGAGAAAAAAAUGCCGAAAACGUUUAAGAAUCUGGCAUUGCCGAAAAAUGCGAAUAGAGAUCACAACGUGAGAUGGGCGAUUACCGGAAGUAUCGUUAUCAACAAGAUCUAAAUCACACAAUUGUAGAUACAUUUACAUAAGCAGGUAUAUAUUCGCAUUCGUGCUAGACAUGUAUAUACAUAUACGUGUGUACGUAUAUACGUUAUAGGCAAAUAUAGUACACAUAUAUUCUUGUAGCAGUUUAUGGUGUAGCGCAUAGAGGUUCCGUUUGUAAAAUUAGUUACGCCAUUUCGUAACGGUGAUAUAGGUAUAGCGUAAUAUUGCAUGCACGUUGCGAUUUCAACAGUUGUAAUGGUCUCUCGCUAACGAUCUCGCAUUAAAACGCCCAGGGAUAACAACAUGUGAAACGGGCGUUUCGCAACGAAUCAGUUGCCAAAUUCAUCGCUUGCUUAUCGCGAUUGGAUAUCCACACGAUUUAAUUCGCGUUAUAAUCAGAAAUUUAUCAUUACAAUUUAUACAUAAGCGACAUCGUUUUCUAUAUUCUCAUUUGUGAUCGUACGGUAAACCGAUUGAACUGAUUUGCAUUUUACGAGUAUCCGAAUUUGCGCGCACGCAAAAUUAUAAGACUGAACUGGAAAAGCCCUUAAUGCAUUGAAAAAUUGAAAAAAAAAA